AUGAAUGGAACUGUCUCCAUAGAAAUCGCCGAAGAUCUUGGCUUAGAUUCGACUGGUAUUCGCAAUGAUCUUAUAGAUAGGAUUAGAAAACAUUGGGAGACAAAAAAUGAAGAAAUUUCUACAGAUAUUGAUCCAAUAGGUACUUCGUCAAGUCGUCCAGAUUCUAAAUUUAGUAGUAGCAGUAAACCAACUACUGAAAUACAAAGUAUUUCAUCUCCAAACGAAGAGUCAGAAACUUCUGAUAGUGAUAGCAAACAGGAUACAUCAAGCUCCGAUGAAUCUAACAUUGAAUCUGGUACAUCGCGUGGUUUGCCAAUAGCAAGGAUUCCGGAGAUUGCCAUUGUUCCCAUUCCAUCUAUCUUAAAAGACUCAAGAGAUGUUUAUGAUAUACGUGUGCCGGAUUUCUUCUUUGUUGUCGAAUGGCAUCGUUUUUGGCUUGCACAAUACGGAAUAUUUUUUACUACUGCUGGUCAUUUCGAUUGGGCUGAGGACGUGCGUGAUUUUAUUCCUGACAAUCUUAUUUACACUGGUGCUGGAUCUGCUGUGAUUUUUUCACUUUAUGAGA
Messenger RNA from Racocetra fulgida, 565 nucleotides. The record is from the annotation of a GenBank genome assembly. NCBI's taxonomy places the organism in Eukaryota, Fungi, Glomeromycota, Glomeromycetes, Diversisporales, Gigasporaceae.